Molecule: messenger RNA, 7881 nt
Organism: Anthonomus grandis grandis
Lineage: Eukaryota; Metazoa; Arthropoda; Insecta; Coleoptera; Curculionidae
Exons: 2
Coding region: 1154-2680 (508 amino acids)
Source: RefSeq, a predicted model, not a curated record
UUUUUUAAAAAAAAUCAUUUUAACAAUAUCAUUUUUUUUCUGUCCUUAAAAGUAUAAAUCUUAUGAAAAACUUGACUUCACUUCGAAUUUCAAAAUUUAGUUUAAAUCUUUUUAGUCAUAGUUAAAUUAAAAAAAGAGUUUUUUACCUGAUAAUUCAUAAGUUAGGAAGCAGUACUCUGACGUCUUUUUGCGGUUUUUGUCUGGUUUAGGUCAGUGUUUUAUAUUUCAAUUUCGGUCUUUUGGUAAUUUCGACCUCCACCCUCAAUUUUUAAUGUGGUUGUUUGGUUGAGGACCCAAUGGCUUCUUGAGAAGCUUUUAGGGGAAAACAGAAUAAACUUAAGAUUAGUUUAAUCUAAGCACGUCUAUUUAAAUCCAUCAAAAGAUUUACACUAUUCACAGCUUUGUUUGGAAUGAAACAAAAAAAAUACAGUUACCUGAUCCUAAUGCCAUUCCAUAUCCACGCCCUUACAAAAAAAAAAUUACUUCACAGAAAGAAAACGGUAUUUGUAAUGGCGUACACGACUGUUGGGGUAAAAUUGGGUAUGGUUACACCGUAAUUUUGGCUCUGCGUCAUCUAUCCCGGCGCGUCAUCUCUCCCGACUUUACCCUACGUACCAUAACUCAAACACCAAGAUAUAAUAUAAAUUCUUUUUGUAGCAACAUGCUUUACAGAUGUCAAAGAAAAAUGUAGAUUUGCGCCAUGCCUUUUACAGCAUUUAUGCGUUAUUACAUUUUUUAAUAAUCAUUAUUAAGUAUAAAUCUUAUGACAGCUUAUAUAGUUGUUCCACAUUUAAAAGGUUACUUUCUUGGAAUAAUAAUUGACUCGGGUAUCUUUUUGUUUUAAACAUAAUUAUUUUUAUUAUAUAUUUUUGAGCAAUGUCUAAACUAUUUAAGACAUUCUUGCAGGCACUACCCCAAACAAUUAUUUGACUUAAUUAAUUGACAAAACAAAUUUUGCAAAAAUACUAACAAUAAUUUCAAGAAAAGUACAAGUAAAACUAUACAAUUUAUACGUAACCAUAAAGAGCUUGUAAUCACAAAAGCAGAUAAGGGUAAUUGCACCGUAAUCCAAAACAAGUAUGACUUUGACCAAAGGAUAGUUAAUGCUCUCAAUGAUACUGAAACUUAUAAAAAAUUAAAUAAAAAUCCUACCAUGAACAUUCAAAGUAAAACUAACAAAAUUAUAUCACAAAUUUUUGAUAAAAAAAUGAUAUCGAUUGAACAACAAAAAUGGUUAAAAAUUAAUAAUGGUGUCGCUCCCAAAAUCUAUUUUUUACCAAAAAUUCAUAAAUUGGGGACACCACUACGACCCAUAGUCUCUUUUACUGGUUCCCCUCUUUACAAUUUAACAAAACUUUUGUCCAACAUUUUACAUUUUUUUAUAAAAGAUGAACGAUAUGUGAAAAAUUCUUUUGAUUUCGCUAAUUACAUUAAAGAGCAAACAGUCCCUGAAGGUUAUAUUCUUGUAUCGUUGGAUGUUGUUUCUUUAUUUACUAAUAUACCGGUGGACCUAGUAACUGAUAUAAUCACUCAAAAGUGGCAUCUUAUCCGGCCUAAUACAUCGCUAGACCUUGAAACAGUUGUUUUUCUUUUUAAUUUUUGUAUUGAGAAUAAUUAUUUCCAACAUGGUGAAAAUUUCUAUACCCAAAUUUUUGGCCUAGGAAUGGGAAACUGCAUGUCCCCAAUAUGCUCAGACAUUGUAAUGGCACGACUACAAGAUCAGUGUAUUUCUGAACUAUCUUUUAAUGUACCUUUUUUCUGUAGGUACGUUGAUGACAUAAUCACGGCAAUUCCAAAUAAAAAAGAAAACGAAAUUCUAUCAGUCUUCAAUAGUUUCCAUCCACGUUUACAAUUCACUAUCGAACAAGAAAUUAACUGUAGUCUUCCAUUUUUGGAUGUUAAAGUCAUAAGAUCCACAGAUGGUACCAUAAAAACAGAUUGGUAUCAAAAACCAACUUUUUCAAAACGCAUUUUAAAUUAUUUUUCAGAACAUCCUAUGACACACAAAAUAAAUGUAAUAAAAAACCUAAAACAUCGGUGCUUGAGACUUUCUAGUCUAGAAUAUCAUAAAAAAAACCUUCAUUAUGUUCAGACAAUUUUAAAGAAAAACAACUACCCCCUAUCAAUUAUUAAAAAAAUAAUUAACGACACCGAGAACAUUACUCAAAAUAUUACACGAAACAAUGAAAAUAAUCAAUUGACUUAUUUCAAGAUUCCUUACAUUAACACACUUUCUCAUAAAAUUAAAAAGACCAUACAAUCAAAAUCUGAUGUUAUUAAAAUCUCAGAAAGAAGUGAAAACUCGGUAAGAAAACAUUUCUUUACGAAGCUUAAAACUAAAGACGCCUUUGAUUUACAUUCUAACAUUAUUUAUAAAAUACCUUGCUCUGGGUGUGAUGUGUGUUACAUUGGUCAGACGGGUAGAUAUUUGAGGCAGCGCCUAUACGAACAUGAGUAUGAUUGUAGGAAUUUAGCCCUUAAAAAAAACCCUACUGCUUUAGCUGAGCACAAAAUGAAUACAGGACACAAUUUUAAUUUUGGCAAGACUACAAUUAUGGGCCAACAGCAGCUUUUUAAAAAGAGACUUCUAGCCGAAAUGAUAAACAUAAAAAAACAUAAUAAUGCGGUAGACAAUCUAAGUUCUUCUUAUUUUAAUCUAAUAGAUCAAAUCAAAAUGUAAACUUUUGGGACUGUUUUGGUUCUUAUCUCUAAAAAGAAUGCGUCUAUUGUGUUCUCGCAUACCCGGUUUUUCUGGCUAGAUGCUAAAUUAUUAUUGUACACCGUAGAAUCAAUUUUAAAGCAACUGUCUGUGAUACAACCCAUCAAUUUAAACCGUUUUUGUUAAAAAAAUAAUAUUUUAUAUAUUCUAUGUUACCUGUGUGUCCUGUAAACAUGAUUUUUUAUGACAAGCAAAAUCACACUGUUAUGGCCCUGAUGAAGCAAUAAAAUUAUUGCGAAACGUUGGCCAGUACAUAAAGUGACGUUUGUUUUUAUUCCUUCGAUCCCAUCCCACAACUAAACUCAAGAUUUCAAACCUAUAGGAUCGCAACUAAAAUUAUUGAAUAUUACCAAACAAUUAUCCCAUAAUUGAUAAGAGACUCUACAAGAGAAAAGUAAAUUGUUUUUAAUAGCUUAAAGGUCAAAAUGUUGCGUAAUUCAUAAAACGUAUGCAUGACUUUUUUUAUUUUUGUAGUGACAUACUCCAAAUGUAUGGUCCAUUUUAAACAUUUAUCUAUAUAGAUACCCAAAUAUUUUAGAUACUCCACUCUUUCCACCUCCCAAUCACAAACACCCAUAUCAGGUUCACAGUAUACACUGUGGGUUUUUAAUUUAUGAAAGUCAGGUAAUGUUUUCGUACUCAUGGCAAAUGUAAAAAAUUUUGUCUUGUCAAUAUUUGAUGACAAUAAACUAUUAUCUAACCAGUAUUUAAUUGUUGAAAUUGCAAUCUCUGCCCUUUUAAUAGUUGUCUCCCAUGUUUCCCCUACAAUGAAAACUACAAUAUCGUCAGCAAAACAGUAUACCUCACCUUGAUCCAAAAUCGAAAAUAUGCCAUCAAUAUAAACAUUAAAAAGAAAGGGAAUUGAACACAAUACCCUGAGGCACACCAUAGUCAACAAAGACUGAAUUACUUCUAAUUCAGAGAAUAAUUUUAAUUUUAUGAGGUUUUUUGCCCCUAAUUCCCAUUUUAUCCAGCCUCUCUGGUAGAAUAUGAUGCGCCACAGUGUCAAAGGCUUUGGCCAAAUCGAAAAAUAUCUCCAAGACCCUCCUACCCCUUAUACAAGUUACCUACAAUGGACUCUGUUUUCCGGCAAACUGGUUUUUUGAGAACAAGUUAUUACUUUCUAUGAAAUACUGUAGUCUUGGUUAAAUGCACUUUUCAACCAGUUUGCUUAAUGUGCUUGUUAUAGAUAUCGUCCUAUGGUUUGUGGUUAACUCUAUAUUUCCUUGUUUAAAAAUAGGCACUAUAUUUGUCUUUUUAAGCACACUUGGAUAAAUUUCACCACUAAAAAUGCAGUUGACAAUAUGCGACAGAGGUUUUAAUAAUAAGUGUCUGUGAUUAUGUUUGAUGAUCUCAGAAGUAAUUAAAUCAUCUCCACUUGCUCUAUUGUUUUUUAAGAUUUUAAUUUGUAAUAUUUAUUUAUUUUCUGUAAAAGGAGUGAAGUAAAAGGAAUUUAAGUUAAUCUCAGUUCUUUCUAUAUAAUUUGCUCUUGACUUUUUAAUUUUACUUGCCAACCUUUGCCCUACUCUACUAAAAUAAUUAUUAAAUUCAUCAGCAAUCAAGGCGGUAUCAGUCAGGGUUCUGCUAUUUUCGUUGACAAUCUUUUUUAUUUCACAGUUUUUUGUUAUGUCAUUAGUGGCCUCUUACCACUUUCCAAGUAUUUUUUAGAUCAUUAUUGCAGUUUUGAAUCUGUGUUAUUUGGAUUUAAUGUACAUUGCCUUUUAAGUUUGUCACGCUUUCUUAUAGAAGUUAGUAGUCCCUGAGUGAUCCACAGACUUAAUCUUAGAUUUUUACAACUAAUUUUGCAAUUCUAAGUACAUGUCUCAAUCACAUUUUGCAAAACAGUUAGAAACUUCACAGUACAGGACUCUAUAUGUGAAUUUGCCACUAUGUUAUUCCAACCUAAUUUGGAUAGUUUUCUAAGUUUUUCCAACUUUAUAUAGUCAAUUUUUUAUAUUUCGUUUUUUUUUAGUACAAAAAAACUCAGAUUUAAGUCUAAUAUUCAAUAGAAAGGAUAAUGGCCUGUAAAGUCUCUAUUUAAAAUAACUGAACUUAUUUCAUUCUAUAGCGUGUAAAUAAAUAGAUGCGAAAAAAUUCAGGGACUGAUUUUUGGGAAAAUUUUAAGAAAAAAUUUUUAUAUGAACGUAUGUCUUAAAAGGCGUAACUUUUAAGAUACCGGGUGGUAAACAUUAAAGAAAAAUAUAUUGAAUUAAAAAUGUAUUGAAAAAAUUAGCCUCAGAAAAUGCCUUUUGAUGCGUAGAAAAUGCAUACCAAACAUUACUAAAAUAUUCACAGGUAUUGUAAAAAAACUUAUAUUUUUUUUCAAUCUUUACGACCUGGUAUCUUAAAAGUAUAAUAUAAAGUUUUUUUCUUAAAAUUUACCCAAGAAUCAACCCCUGAAUUUUUUCGCAUCUAUUUAUUUAAACCCUGUAUAUAUAUCACUCACUUGCAUUUAACAAAUAAGUGAUUAACACAAGUUGCCGAGUUCCCCUGUACUCUUGUGGGUGAAUUUACCAUACCAGAAAAACCAUAAUUGUGCAGCAAGCUUAAAUGUUUCACGGUUCAUCAAUGGUUUUGUGACACUUAGAUACUGAACUUUAAGAGAUUUCAUAUCAUUUGCCUGAAUAAUAUGCCUUUCUUGGAAUAUAUCGGUCUUAGCAUAAAUUGCACACCCAUCAAAGUUAUUUAGCAUGCUUUCAUUCCAAAAAAUAGUUUAUCCUGGAAUGUUAGAUUCGAGAAAAACUAAAAAAUUGUCAUAAUUCUUAUAUAUACUUUUUAUAUUUACAUGUAUUCUACUUAAGCUUGCUAUGGAGUCUCUAAAAAAAGGAACUUGAGUAAGAUUAUCACAAACUGUUGCCUCCUUCUUUCUGUAUUCAUUAAGUGCGACGUUUAAACGACUAAUAUUAGUCCUAUCUAUCAACUUAUCAAUCUUACCUCUACCCAUAUGAUUAAAUGAAAGAAAGUUUAAGAAAAAAAAAUAGUUUAAGCUAUCCUCUGCAUUCUGUAGGUCCGGAUCUGAUUUUAUUUUAAUAGGCCUAUCGCCAUCUGAUUUCCUUAGAAAAAUAUUACCAUGUGAUGUGUAUACAGCCCUAUAGGUAAACCUUGAUUUCAGUUCUCUAGCUUUUUGAAAUAAUUUUCUCUUAUAAACAGUCAUAUCAUCGUUCAGGUAAAGUUUUCCAUCCUUCCCAUCCAGAUUUCACCCUCUUACAGUUAUUCUCCUCCGCUGUCUAACUUGCACCAUGAUCUGUCUCUUUUUCUCAAACUUUACCAGUAUUCUUCCCCCUUCUCUCUUCUCUAGUUGGUAAGACUCUUAGCGUUACAUCCCCGGCUUUACAAAUUUGUUUUGUUAUUUUAUGUAGGUUGGGUUCUUUUUUGCUUUGGGACACCUACAAUUAUUAGGUUAUUAGCUCUUUCAUGCUGUUCAAUUCCAUCUAAGGUGCUUUCCAAUAACUGGACCCUUUGUUUGAGCUCCAAAUUCCUCGAAACAUAGCCAUUCUUCUUCCUAGUACGCCAUCUUUCUACGAAGGUUCGCGAUCAAUUUUUCUCGUUUACAAGGGCUCCAAGGAAUAUUUAACGGACGGCACUUGUUCCACAGACUGAUUGUUAAUUUGAAAGAUCGUACGUCUUGGUGCUAUGGAGAACAACACAACCACGUUGGUCUUGGCAACGUUUAUGUGUAGACCAUACUGUGUGCUAUGUUCAACGAUGAUAUUUAUAUCGAUAUAUUCUGGAAACGUGAGAGGCUGGCGACCACGAUCGCGUCGUGCGUCGCUUAGUCACCAUACCAUAGCCAGAGAAACACACCCAAACCAUAAACGUUACCACUUCCGGGCGGGUGUACGCGUAAUUGAGCCUUUCAUUGAUAGGUCGUUUUACGUAGCUCAUACCAUCACUCUGGAAUUUUGAUUCGAAAUUGAAUUUUGAUUCGUCGCUCCACAUGACUUUUCUCCACUGACGAGUGCACAUGAGCUUUUGCAAAGUUUAACCUGGCGCGUUUUUCUUUGACAGUAAUGAUUUUUUAACUAGUCUCCUGCCAUAUAAUUUUGCUUUAAUUAGCCUGCUUCUUAUGGUCCUUGAAUUUACGCCAAUUGCCAUAGUUUCCGAAAUACGAGCCCGGAUUUUGUUAGAGCUAAUAAAGGGUUCAUUUUCGGCAAUUCCUAAAAUUUCUUUAUCAUAUUAAAUUCAUCGUAUAUAUAUUACAUUAUAUUCAUCGUAAUAAAGUUGUUUUUUUUGUGUCCCAGACCUUUUUUCUUCAGAUACGCCUUUUGUCUCGCGAAAUCUCUUUAGAAUGGAGGAAAUAAUGCUUUUGUUUAAGAAAAAUAUUCUAGGGGUAUAAGCCGGCUUUUUCCCGUUUUAAAAAAAGAUUACAAUGCGGUAUUUAAUAUCCAUUGAUAGGUAUUUACGACGAGGCAUAUUACUAUUUAAGAAAAUCUUCACUAUUUGCGGUAACUAUGAACGUUAUGCGACACUAUGACUUUUUAAAAAGUAAAACUGACAGAGUGACAGGUUAUAAAUCUUGUACAAUCUACAAUAAUCCAAUAGCUCACAAUAAUCUCAUAUGAUCUUAAAACUAAGGGUUUAUAUAGAUAAAAUAUGCUGAUGUAGCCAACCACAUUGUGGAUUGUGAGAUUCAGCAGUUCUCACGAUGAUCAUUUGGUUAACUACGCCAUUGGAAAAGUCUAUGGUGAAGAGUCAACGGUUUUCACGGAUAUAACUCGGUUUUAACACCAAAUAAAUUAAAACGCGGUAUAAAAAUUCCAAAGUUGAGCCACUUUUUUCAUCACAAAAACACCAAAUGAUAUAAAUUCUAAUAUGUUUUUAUCAAAUUAUAUUUGUCUACUUAGUUCGAAGGAAUAUCUCUAAUAUUAUAUUAAAUUUAAAGAAAUUAUUGGCAUUUUUAAAAAGUUGCAUGCACUUUACAUUUUGCCAUUACUGUAUAUUAUCUUUCACAAAAAGAAAAAUCAAUAAACCUUGUGAUCGGCUGUUAUGACCAUAGAAAAUAAAAUGAGUUAUGAAAACGACGGUGUAAAUGGCAGUAAUUAACAGCACUGUUUUAACUUUUUUGAGUUAUGAAUUCUGAGAUAAAAGUUAUGACUGCAUUAAGAAAAGUUAUAUAUACCCAGCAUUAGUAUUAUGUAACCUAAAAUAUCUAAAGAAAUUAU